Messenger RNA from Paraphaeosphaeria sporulosa, 465 nucleotides. RefSeq lists its product as uncharacterized. Bases 56 to 412 code for a protein of 118 amino acids. The transcript has a single exon. Lineage: Eukaryota; Fungi; Ascomycota; Dothideomycetes; Pleosporales; Didymosphaeriaceae. The record is from RefSeq and is a predicted model, not a curated record.
AGAACCCAAAAAGGUUAAAACAAGCGUACCAGAGUGAAUUGACCCAUAGGGAGCGAUGUAUCAACAAUCCACGAGUCAUGAGCGGAGAGAAGCUCCAUAUUUCCAUGGUAAAGUGGUACAAUUACUUUUGCAACGCACCGAUAUUCAAAAAGUAAUUGCAGCACCCAUUGUCAAAGUCAUCUGCGGGAAAUGGUUGAUCGAUUGGAAGAACCUCUACGCAUCACUUGAGGUGUUAGAUCGCGAAGUACAAAUUGCGGACUACGAGGAUAAGCCCCGCGAUGUGAGAGCUUCGUGGGAGCUGUUUAGACAACUAGGCCUUCAGCGCGAAUGGGAGGAACGCCAGCAGAGGUGGAAGCUACUUAUGAUGCUCGAGCAUUGUCGAUAUACAGACAGCACGCUGAGUUACGAUUGACUAUUCACCCUCGUUGGCCUCGCAUCCGAUGCCAACGAGGCCGACUUCGAGCC